CAAGUAGCUUUUGUGCCCAAAUCCUACGUAGAAGAAACCUAAAAGCAAACCAAAUAGACGGCGACAGGGAAAGAGAAGAGGAAUCUUUCAGACCGCAGAUCUCUGUCUCCUUCUUCUUUCCCACACUUCUGUCUAAUGGCACCGAAGCAGGCGGACAAGAUUGAGAAUCCUCCAGUUGCCUCUUCAAGCGAAGAGGAAGAAGAAGAAGAGUCUGGUUCAUCUGGAGAAGCAUCCGAGUCUUCCGAUGACGAAGCUGGCGAUGUCCAGUCCAAACUCACUCAGAAACCUGCUGCUCCUCCAGCUUCUGCAAAAAAGCCCCAAUCCGACUCUGAAGAAGGCGAAACCGAAUCAGAAUCCGACUCCGAUUCCGAGCCUGCGACCAAGACCAAGCCUCUCAACACUGUCGCGACCAAACCGAUCCCACCGGAGAGCUCCACGGCAGCGAAGCGUUCUCUGAAGCAAGCGGAUAACAACGAGCCUAAGAAGAAGGCAAAGACAUCAUCGACCACUGAGCAAGUGAAGAAGAAGAAGCCAACAACAACAACGAAAGAUGAAGAUGUCAAGAAGAAGAUAUCCGGAGAAGAAGCCAAGAAGAUGUUGUUUCAGAGGCUGUUCAGCGAGACGGACGAGAUCGCGAUGCUUCAAGGCUUUCUAGACUUCACUUCCACCAAAGGAGACCCUUACGAGAACAUGGACGCCUUCUGCGAUUACGUCAAGACCUUGAUCGACUUCAACGCUUCCAAGGCUCAGAUCGUUACCAAGCUCCAGAGGUGUAAGAAGAAGUUUGCGAAUAUAGUCAAGAACGCCCUCAAGAAAGGAAAGACUGAGGACAAGAUCACGUGCGCUAAGGAUCUUGACCAGAAAGCCUUCGAGUUGUCGAGAAAGAUUUGGGGAAGUGACGGUGUGCUUCCUGCUAAACCGAGGAAGAAGAAGUUGUCGAAAGAGGAUGAGUUGGUUUCGACAUCGCCCAAGAAAGAAGUAGUAGAGGUGAAAAAAACACAGAAGGUGGUGAAUGCUGUUGUUGUGGACACUCAUCAUCUCUCGGAGAGUAGAGAGAUGGGGUUGUUCUUCAAGGCGGAGAAUGUGAGUGUUUUGGGCUUGGAUGAGUUUACAGUGAGUGGGGUUUGGGAUAGGGUGGAGGAUGGAGGGAAGAAGAGGGAGAUGGAGGAGAAGCUGAAGAAGCUAAGGGCUAAGCAGAUGGAGCUGUGUUUGCAGAGAACUGCGCUCGUGGACUACACUGCAAAGAUUAUAUUCAAAAACAAUGCACCCUCCACCUCUUCAUGAUUUGAUUAGUUACAUUACAUUGAUGGUUUGUUUCAAGUUUUUUAGUCAGUAAUGUUCUUUAUGCCCCCUUAUGUUGGUUGGAUGCUUGAUUUGGGUAUUAAGACCCUUAUAUGAAAUGAGUAUUUUUAUUCCU
Molecule: messenger RNA, 1417 nt
Organism: Raphanus sativus (radish)
Lineage: Eukaryota; Viridiplantae; Streptophyta; Magnoliopsida; Brassicales; Brassicaceae
Product: GLABROUS1 enhancer-binding protein-like
Exons: 1
Coding region: 136-1284 (382 amino acids)
Biological process (GO): regulation of DNA-templated transcription
Cellular component (GO): nucleus
Source: RefSeq, a predicted model, not a curated record